This is a messenger RNA of Eleginops maclovinus (Patagonian blennie), 1372 nucleotides long. RefSeq lists its product as uncharacterized. Bases 320 to 1372 code for a protein of 350 amino acids. The transcript has 4 exons. The record is from RefSeq and is a predicted model, not a curated record. Lineage: Eukaryota; Metazoa; Chordata; Actinopteri; Perciformes; Eleginopidae.
UUCCCGCGGGUCCUUAAAAAGUCUUAAAAGCAUUGAAUUUAUGAAUUUGGAAAUAAUACCUUAAAAAGACUUGAAAAAGUCUUGAAUUUUGAUACCUGGGUCUUAAAUUUGUGCAGUAUGUAACUUCUCCGUAUAUCGCAUUCUUUUAAAAAGUUUAAUUUGUCAACCACUAUUACUUUGAUUAAAUAACAGCCUAAAUAAAGAGUGGCGGAACCAAUAAUUGAGAACGAACGCUGCCCCGGGUCGGAAGACGUCACUUUGCUACAGCAUCAUAGCAGCACAGACCAGAGAUAGACAGACCAAGAUACAUUCUGUGGUUAUGGGGAAAUGCAAAUUUAAUGAAGCGUGGCGAGACAAACGAGCAUUUCACUGGGUAAAACCUGUGGAAAACAACGUAUUCGAAGCUUUUUGCACAGUAUGCAAAAAAAAAAUCCAGCUUGGUACCAUGGGCGUGAAGGCUCUAGAGUCUCAUGCUAAAUCAGCCAAGCACAUCAGUUCCAUGAAGGUGAAGGAUCAAACUCCCUCCGUCGCCGGGGUGUUUCAGCCUGCUAAUGUUAGCCAGCUAGCUGAUAAUGUGUCUGAAGUAGCAGGUAACGUGAACCAGCCAGCUGCUAACGUUACUGCUACAGCCCUUCCAGCUACUAGCGCAACGCCCGUUAGUGUGGAUCUGCGCACAGCCUUUGGGUCCACACCAACAAUGAAAGCAGAGGUGUUGUGGACUCUCAACACAGUCGCCAAACAUCAGUCCUACAAUUCAAAUGAGAACGUUUCCGAUCUUUUCAAAUUUAUGUUCCCGGAUUCAGACAUAGCUACCACUUUCACGUGUGGUCCUGACAAAACGGCGUACAUAGCCAAAUUCGGUUUAGCGGUGUUCAUCAAAGAGGAACUGGUGUCCAAAGUCAACAAAUCGCCGUUCGUUCUGAUGUUCGAUGAGAGCCUCAACGAGACUACAAAAAAUAAACAGCUGGAUGUGCAUGUCCGCUUCUGGGACGAGGGACAGGUUCAGUCCAGAUAUUUGGGCUCCCGGUUUAUGGGACAUUCCACUGCACAAGACCUGCUGUCACAUCUCAAAGAAUGUAUGGACAAACUGAACCUCAAGGACUUGGUGUCCAUUUCAAUGGAUGGGCCCAGUGUUAACUGGAAACUGUUCGAACUUUUCCAGAAAGAUCAAGCUGAGCAGUACGGAGGUCUUCAGCUCAUUUGUGUGGGGAGCUGUGGCCUACACACGCUACACAAUGCUUUCAAGUGUGGGUUCACUGCAUGGCUGCUGGACAAGUUGCUGAGAGCAAUGCACACAUUGUUUAACAAUGUGCCUGCCAGGAGAGAGGAUUACGUCACUAAAACCUUCCGGUUGUGGAGAGAGCCCUGGUAG